Molecule: messenger RNA, 3341 nt
Organism: Trachemys scripta elegans
Lineage: Eukaryota; Metazoa; Chordata; Testudines; Emydidae
Gene: WSCD2
Product: WSC domain containing 2
Exons: 9
Coding region: 792-2489 (565 amino acids)
Source: RefSeq, a predicted model, not a curated record
CUUGCACCAGCUCCGAGUCAUUGGGGGAGCGCUGAUUUCAAGUGUGAAACGUCCUUACGUGCGUGCUUCCGAGCUGGUGAUAUCAGGUGGAGAUUUCUUGUCCUGAGACCGAAAUGAAUGGAGAUUCAUUAAACAAAGGGCUCCAGUCAGUAUUCCGUACCUGGAGACGCAUCCAGGGACCUUUCAUUCUUUCGCUGAAAGGGAGACGGUGCCAUUUCCAUUACAGAAAUGCCUGCAAGAACCAGCGCUGAAGAGCUGAAAGCGGAGAAAGCCAGAGAGGGGAGCCGUGUCAGCUGAUCAGCUUUCAAAUCGCCUUCAAACACUCAUUUUUCUUAACAUGAUCCCGCCAUCAAUGGAGUCUCCAGAGCACGCCUUAGGAACGUUAACAGGAAAAGAAUAAAAUGGAGCCAAAUGGUAUUGUGAUUUGCUUUGAGAAAUACCUCGUUUUCUUAGCACAAAACGGGAACUGAAAAAUAGACUUUCCAUCCCUACCCCAGCCCCUUUGGACUUUAUAGAAUUCUAAAAUAUUUUUGUAUGAGUUCAGUAUGCAGUCCCGUUCUGCUUUAGUGGCUACUUAUUGAUCCCAAAAUAAUACCAGGGGAGAAUACUUCAGCAGCUGAACCAGCGCAGCAGGACGGCUGACAAAAGGCCAUUGUCCUCCCUUUCCCACUUAUCUUAUAUCAGCUGGUUUUGACCCAAUCUUGUGCACUUGAAGAGAGAGUGGCGAGACUAGAGUUGCUGUCUUUGCUCUGCGACUUCCCACCCAACACAAGGCGAGUAAUGAAGGCGCUAUGGCCAAAUUACUGGUAAAGUUCCAGCGUUAUUUUAGGCGGAAACCCGUGCGCUUCUUCACUCUGAUCGCACUGUACCUGACGGCCGGGAGCCUGGUGUUUCUGCACUCUGGGUUUGCGGGGGAGCCCACCAUCUCAGAGAAUGAACCCAACCCCCUGGAUGGCACCAGCGAAGGGGCAGCAUUUCAGUACCUGGGGGUGGUUCAGCUCGGGAGGGGGUUCAAGGAGACCCCGGAGGCUCGGAAUUCUGCCCGGAGGUAUGGGCCGUGGUUCAAGAGCGUUUCCAAGGAUACGCCCGAGAGGAACAAAAUGGGGGACUAUGGCGGGGCCUGGAGCAGAGCUCUCAAAGGGAGGAAGGUCCGUGAGAAAGAGGAGGACAGAGCAAAAUACAUUGGUUGCUACGUGGACAACACUCGCCGUCGGGCGCUGCGUGGCGUGUCCUUCUUCGACUACAAAAAGAUGACAGUGUUCCGUUGCCAGGACAACUGUGCCGAACGGGGUUACUUGUACGCCGGGUUGGAGUUCGGUGCAGAAUGUUACUGUGGACACAAAAUCCAGGCCUUAAAUGUGAGCGAGUCUGAAUGUAACAUGGAGUGCAAGGGAGAGAAGAGCAACAUCUGCGGAGGUGUGAACCGUCUCUCCAUUUACCGGCUGGAGCUGGCCCAGGAGUCCGCCAGGAGAUAUGGCAGCGCGAUAUUCCGCGGAUGCUUCCACCGGCCGGACAACGUCUCCUUAGCUUUGCCUGUGACGGGGGUGAUGCUGAACAUGUCUGUGGACAAGUGUGUGGACUUCUGCACUGAAAAGGAAUACCCGCUGGCAGCCCUGGGGGGGGCCUCCUGCCACUGCGGCUUCCCCACCACGCUCUUCACCCUCCACGAGCGCGAGGACGAGCAACUGUGCGCCCAGAAGUGCGGCGGCGAGGAGUUUGAGAGCUGCGGGACCUCCGAGUACUUCAUCGUGUACCAGACGCAGGUGCAAGACAAUCGUUGUAUGGAUAGAAGGUUUUUACCAGCUCGGUCGAAACAGUUUAUAGCUCUGGCAAGCUUUCCCGGGGCGGGCAACACUUGGGCGCGCCAUCUCAUCGAGCUCGCUACGGGUUUCUACACUGGGAGCUAUUACUUCGAUGGAUCGCUCUACAACAAAGGGUUCAAAGGUGAAAGGGAUCACUGGCGAAGUGGAAGGACAAUCUGCAUCAAAACCCACGAAAGUGGCCAGAAGGAAAUCGAGGCCUUUGACUCAGCCAUACUGCUCAUCCGGAACCCAUACAAAGCCCUGAUGGCUGAAUUCAAUCGCAAGUACGGCGGUCACAUCGGGUUCGCUUCUCACGCACAUUGGAAAGGCAAAGAAUGGCCAGAGUUCGUCAAAAAUUACGCCCCCUGGUGGGCCACUCACACCCUGGACUGGUUGAAGUAUGGCAAAAACGUCCUUGUGGUGCACUUUGAGGACCUGAAGCGAGAUCUCUUUGUCCAACUGAAGAGGAUGGUGAGCCUCCUGGGCACCAGGGUGUUUGAGGACAGACUCUUGUGUGUCGAGGGCCAAAAAGACGGAAACUUUAAGCGCUCCGGGCUGAGGAAACUGGAAUAUGACCCCUACACGCCCGAGAUGAGAAAAACGAUCAGCACUUACAUUAAAACUGUGGACAUGGCUCUGAAACUCAGAAACCUCACAGGGGUCCCAGAUGACUAUUAUCCGAGAUGAUGAAGAUGACAUUCGGGGGAACUGACUCUAACCAGAACAGAAAGGCUUGGUUUUCCCAGCCAGUACCUAGUUCCACCCAGUGGGUGGCUUUCUUUGAAUUAUCCAUCUGCUGCUAUUAGCUGUUAAUGAAUUCCCUGCAUGAGAAAAAAGAAUGGUCACCAGUCAUUGCUGAGAAGAUGCCUUGGCAAACACAUCAACGAGUCUAAAUUCUUUGGGGAUUGUGCCGUUGUGAAUUGGCGUUUGCGACAUGAAAACCUUCACCGCUGCUGUCUUUACCGUUUUCUCUCUCCUGUCGUGUGGGGUGCGUUUUCCGUUCUCUGUCAGACUUUACAAAGUGGUGAACAAUGCUCAGAAAUGGCGGGAAGGAGAAGCAGGCUCCGAUUUCCAGUCUGAAACGGGGCUGAACAGAGACAUGGCAUUUAAAAUUUGAUCUGAUGUUAUUUACGGUGAUCCAUUCAUUCCUAAUAACGUAACUCUUUAUUUAUAACCUUCCUUGGGGCUUGGGGGUAAUGCUAGCGCUGGAGAUUAACUGUAAAACUCACUGUGCAUUUCUUGGGCCUAAUUCAGCUCGCAGGCCCUGACCCAGCAAGGCGCUUUAGCACAUAUUUAGCUGAAGCAUGGCUUCUUAACCUGGGGGUCAUGAACCCUGAGUGUCAGGGGUCACAACCUCCUUGAUUUUCUUAGAUCACUAAGUAGGAGGGAAGUCCUGACUGAAUGGGAUGGGCAUCGGAGGGAGAGGAGUAUGGAAGAGGCUGAGAACCAUGGACUUCAGGCACCUGCUUAACUGUAUCAGAGGGGUAGCCGUGUUAGUCUGAAUCUGUAAAAAGCAACAGAGGGUCCUGUGGCACCUUU